GUGAUUUCCCUUCAUUAGUUCUUCCUCCACCACCGCUGACCACUGCGCUGAGAUACAUUUUGUGGCUAUUAUGUGUAUGCGGGGAAUACCUUUGGAAGUUUGAUCACGGAGUUAAUAUGUGUAACUUCGUGGUUUGAUCGCAUAGCGAGUGAUAAAACUAUAAAUAACAUUUAAUACUGGCAAAGAACUAGCACAAAAAGACCCAUAUCGGAUAUUAUGGAUGGCACUUUAGGUGAUACUCUCGACAGCAGAAGACGAUUCAUCGAAGACACGACAGCAUUCAUAGUGCAGGAAUGUUCCUUUCUUGGGGAUCUCCUCGCUCAGAUGUCUUGGACACCAGAAUAUAUUCUGCGGAAAAAAAUAAUGAUCGAAUGUCCACACGAUCGUCAUCAUUAUUGCCAGGAGAUUCAUUAAAUACUCAUGCCUCAAAAUGUGAGCUGCUCAAGAGAGGCUGCCCAAGAGAAGAUCUGGAAAUGCAGCUUCAGAAUGAGGAUGUGUUUUAUGAGAAAGCAGAUUUAGUUGGCAAAGUGCACAUAGAUGAAAAGCUUCUUAACACUAUCAUUCAGAAUCACUACAUGGAAAGUGGUCAAGUUUUCACAGAACAUCGCUCCCUGCCAGUUUGCCCCAGUGAUGCCUCGGCUACAAUGUCUCCUGAAGAACGAAUUGCAGUAUAUAAUUACUGUGUGCAGCAGCUUAAAGAUAGGGGGAAAAUGCCAAACGUAGAAAAGGAUGAAAUUCUAACUACUGAUUGGGAGAAAAUAAUCAAAAAAGGACUGCUAGAACAAGCAGAUGGCAAACCACAAACUGCACAAGAUUUGUUGGCACUGCUGAGAGAUCAGAAGCGGCGACGACAGUCUUACCGAGCUAAGAAUGUUCACAUCACUAGAAAGAGUUACACAGAGAUUAUUCGUGAAGUUAUCAACAACCAGGUGGAGAUGCUGAUGCCCUCACAAGAGAUACACAACAGAUUAGAGAAUCCUGCAGAGAAGUGCAUCGCUCCAGAGAUAAAAGAUCCAAGUCCUGUUCACAGAAGACAACAGUCUCCAGACAGCAGGAAUCAUUACUCUCAAGACCGAAGUCCAUGGGAAAAACAGAAACAGGGAAGAGAAAAGACAAAAACUGCCCGGUGGCAGGAAGACAAGCACUCAAGUGAGAAAGAUCAACAAAAAGGGAGUUCUUAUGAUUCAAGUCGAGGCCAAGGCAGAAAACAAGAUACAAGCUGUUCUACAUCAGAAAGGCAAAAGAAGCGGCAUGCAGACAAGUUGGAUUCAGAGUCCAGGUGGCACAUUAAAAAACAUAAAAGAAAACACAAAAAACAUAAAAGCAGGCAUGAUAGUUAUUCUGAUGACAACCAUUGCAGUUCAUAGGCAGAUAAAGAUAACGUGAGUGUCUGCAUGAUAAGAAUCAAUGGUGUCAAGGAUUAGUGGUAUUUACAUUGUUCAAAUCUAAUCUGUAGAAAGUUUGAAAAUGCAGCACAGUUAGAAGAAAAAAAGGCCAAGAGGCAUAAAAGACUAAUUGCAUCUAAUGGGCAGUGUAAUAUUUGAAUGUCAACUGUAGAUGAUAGCUGAAGCCAUUGUUAAAAUGUAAUUACAAGCUUUGUACACAAAUAGAAAAAUAAAUGCAGUUUUUACUGG
Messenger RNA from Pomacea canaliculata, 1634 nucleotides. Its product is annotated as U11/U12 small nuclear ribonucleoprotein 48 kDa protein-like. The record is from RefSeq and is a predicted model, not a curated record. The transcript is spliced from 8 exons. The coding region runs from base 294 to 1367 and encodes 357 amino acids. NCBI's taxonomy places the organism in Eukaryota, Metazoa, Mollusca, Gastropoda, Architaenioglossa, Ampullariidae.